UAUAAGAGCAAGAGAGGAGGCACAAUGGACCACUCACUCUGCAGGCAGCAUCCAGCGUGGUCCAGCAACAGGCAGCAUCGACUGCACUCCCUUCGUUACCACACACUCACCCAGAGUCCAAGAAUGGUCCGCGGCAGUGUAGCCCUCCUGCUGGUGGUACUGGUGGCCUCCUCCUGCGUCUCCGCCCAGCUCAACUUCUCCCCAGGCUGGGGCAAACGGACCGGUACCGCGGCUGGGGGACCUGACCAGACCAUCCUCCACUCAUCCUCUCCCGCAGCCGUAGCCAGCGACAACUGCGGCACAAUCCCCGUCUCAGCCGUCAUGCACAUCUACAGGCUUAUUAGGACUGAAGCAGCGAGACUUGUACAGUGUCAGGAAGAAGAAUACAUGGGUUAAAUGCGACACCCACCACCACUACCACUACCAGCAACCACCAUCACCACCACUACCACUACCAGCAACCACUCUCGUCUUAGCUACCAGCUGUGACAGUCACACUGCUGUGUUAGUUCCCCAGGUCUUCCCCUGAACCACAAGAGAUGUCUCCCAUCGUCUUCCUCUCCCCUUCUGGCCCAGUGGUGGGCUGGGUUUAGCCUCUCCUGAAAUUCAUAUAUUUUUCUCGUCUUUCGGAAACUCGUGGGGUGGACAACCUGGAAUCAGAAGUGUUUGCAAUUGAAUAAACUAGUCCAUGUGGC
This is a messenger RNA of Cherax quadricarinatus, 695 nucleotides long. RefSeq names its product Adipokinetic hormone (gene Akh). Gene Ontology annotation, cellular component: extracellular region. Gene Ontology annotation, molecular function: hormone activity. NCBI's taxonomy places the organism in Eukaryota, Metazoa, Arthropoda, Malacostraca, Decapoda, Parastacidae. The record is from RefSeq and is a predicted model, not a curated record.